Molecule: messenger RNA, 1152 nt
Organism: Geodia barretti
Lineage: Eukaryota; Metazoa; Porifera; Demospongiae; Tetractinellida; Geodiidae
Source: the annotation of a GenBank genome assembly
AUGAGAGCGCUGGUGGUCGGCGCCGGAGCGCGGGAGAAUGCCUUGGUCUGGGCACUUUCCCGCAGCCCGACGGUGAGCCACCUGUACGCGGGACCCGGCAACGCCGGCACCGCGCAGAUCACGCACAACCUGCCCGACCUGGAUCCUCUCGACCCGCAAGCGGUGCUGGCCGAAUGCCGCAAACAUGCGAUCGACUUGGCGCUGAUCGGACCGGAAGCACCGCUGGCCGCCGGUGCCGUAGACGUCCUGGACGCGGCAGGCAUCGCCGCGUUCGGGGCAACGCGCGCGGCCGCGCGGCUGGAGUCGAGCAACGGCGCCUGGUGCGUCAAGCGCGACGGUCUGGCGGACGGCAAGGGAGUACUGGACUCGGCCGACCCGGACGCCCUGGUGGCAUUCGCGCGGGACGGGCUGGAGGCGGGCCCUAUCCUGCUGGAAGAACACAUGAGUGGACCUGAACUCUCGGCCUUCGUGCUGCUGAACGGCGGUGCCCGGGAGGACUACCUGCUGUUGCCAUACUGUGCCGAUUACAAGAAGCAACACGAAGGCGAGAUGGGCCUCAACACCGGCGGCAUGGGGUCGUUCACCCCGGUGCCGUGGAUCACCGACGAUCUGGACCGACGGAUCCGGACCUGGAUCAUCGACCCAACCGUAGAGGGCAUGGCGGAGCAGGGCUUGAGUUACCGCGGCGUGCUGUACAUCGGGUUGAUGGUCACCGACGACGGUCCCAAGGUGAUCGAGUACAACGUCCGCUUUGGCGACCCGGAAGCCCAGGCGCUGAUUCCCACCCUGGAUACCGACUUGGCCACCCUGUUCGAAGCAGUCGCCGCAGGGCGGCUGCCGGCUGCUCCCCGUCAGCGCGGAGCAGCCGUGGUCGUCGUGGUAGCUUCCGGUGGGUACCCGGCUCGGUACGAGACCGGUUUUUCGGUCGACCUGCCGGCCGUCGACCCGGAACGCGGGCUGAUCUUUCACGCCGGCACGCGUACCCGCGAUGGUCGCGUGGUGACCGGCGGCGGCCGCUGUUUUUCCUCAGUCGGUCUCGGCCCCGACCUGGCGGUGGCGGCGGAUCACGCGUACGAACUGGCCGAACGGAUCCGAUUCCAUCGCGGCUGGUAUCGCCGCGACAUCGCAGCGCCCUACCGGAGCAGCCGGUAG